CGCGCCCCCGCGCGCAGCUCGCGGCCCCGGCCGUGGAGCCGAGCGGGCCCAGGGCUCUGGCGAGCUGAGGCGGCGGCGCCGGCCCGCGCGCCCCUUGGGGCCGCCCCCACAUCCCGCUCGCCGGCGUCUGGCUCUCACGAUGAUGAAGAAGAAGAAGUUUAAGUUUAAGGUGGACUUUGAGCUCGAGGAGCUCUCCUCGGUGCCCUUCGUCAACGGGGUCCUCUUCUGCAAGAUGCGGCUGCUGGACGGCGGCAGCUUCACCGCCGAGUCCCCCAGGGAGGUGGUGCAAGCAAACUGUGUUCACUGGAGGAAGAAGUUCUCAUUUAUGUGCAAAAUGAGUGCAAGUGCCACCACAGGCAUCUUAGAUCCUUGUAUCUACAGAGUAUCUGUGAGAAAGGAAUUAAAAGGUGGAAAAGCUUAUGCAAAGCUGGGCUUUGCAGAUCUAAACCUGGCAGAGUUUGCUGGAUCAGGAAAUACCACUCGUCGCUGUUUACUGGAAGGCUAUGAUACCAAAAAUACAAGACAGGAUAAUUCCAUUCUUAAAGUUUUGAUCAGUAUGCAGCUAAUGUCUGGUGACCCAUGUUUUAAAACGCCUCCUUCUACAUCAAUGUCUAUACCAAUUGCUGGUGAAUCUGAAUCUCUGGAAGAAGAUAGAAAAGGUGGAGAGACUCUCAAAAUCCAUCUUGGAAUAGCAGAUCUUUCAGCAAAGAGUGCCUCUGUUCCAGAUGAACUUGGUGCCUAUGGACAUUCUAGAACAUCAAGCUAUGCAAGCCAGCAGUCAAAAGUAUCAGGGUAUAGCACAUGCCACUCUCGGUCAUCUAGUUUCUCUGAGCUCUGCCACAGGAGAAAUACCUCAGAAGGAAGUACAUCAACAGGAAUUGAAAGUAAUCUAGAGCCAUGUGAUGAAAUUGAGCAAAAAAUAGCUGAACCAAAUUUUGACACAGUUGGUAGAGAAGAUACAGCUUCAGAAACACUCAACAGAUGCCCAGUGAAACAAGAUUCUGUAGAAUCUCAGCUGAAGCGAGUUGAUGACACCAGAGUGGAUGCAGAUGACAUUGUGGAGAAAAUAUUACAAAGUCAAGACUUCAGCCUGGAUUCCAGUGCAGAAGAAGAAGGACUGAGACUCUUUGUGGGUCCUGGGGGAAGGACGACCUUUGGUAGUCACCAUCUUCCAAACAGGGCAGGAUCUGGAGCUUAUGAACAAGUGGUGAUCAAACGCUAGAAGUCGAGCUGGUGAACUGAAGCUUCGCUGUGGGUUUAUGAUGUGGAGUAAUUGAGCUACCAAGGUACUUUAUUCAAGCACUUAUAAGAAAAUGAACCUAUUAAAAAUGAAGUAUGUUCAUCUAUCAAGAGGAAAGCCGACACUGAUUUCUUCCCUGAAAGAGCCCAUCCUUCCCCACUCACCAAAGAAAAUACCGGCAUGGUGGUGUCAAGGCAUGUGCUGUGUGCAUUUAGAGGGACACGGCCUCUGUGGUCACUGCACAUGAUAAGGAAAGGCCUGCUUUUUCUUUCAGACAUCCUGGUGGGGAGAAGAACACCCUCCAAGUGUAACCCUGAUGUGUGACAUGUAAGACCUGUAAUAGUGGUGCUCAACAGAGUUGGGCUCCACUUACUUAAAUUUUAUGUUUAAACCCUAUAAAUUCUGUCAAGAGAGUUAGAAUUCCUGUUAAGGAAAGCUUCCAUAUUAUACUACCUACAGUAUUGUACUAAGUUUAACUUUUUGAUGCAAUAAAUGAUAUAAAGUAUGGGUGUUUGUGCUUUGGGAAAAUGUUAUACUACAAUUUAACAAGUAAAAUUUUUAAUUAUAAACACAUCAGUCAUAACUUGAAUAACGUGUGUGUUUAAGUCUGAGACACGUGAAUGGGUCUAAUGCACUUUUUAUGCAGUAUGUACUGUUACCUGUUGAUGCUAGGUGAGCGGCCGAACUCCCAUUAGCACCGUAUAAGAAAUUCAGAAUAAGUUUAAUAUUUAAAAUGUUAGGCAACUGUAAGGCACCUUAACAUAACAUAAGAGCUAUUUUAACUAACUGAAUUAAUAUCUGCUGGUUUUAGGAGUCAAAAUUCAGAAAAACAGGAAGAAAAUUGUGAUUUGAUCAGAAACAGAGAGGCCUUUUCUAUGUUAAGACUUAUCUGAAACUGAGUAUUAUUCCAAGGAGGUAGUAGAUAAAAAAACCUGGGGCAGCUGCUUGACAUCACUGACAUGGGCCUGUGGUCUUCUAUUUCAGCCCCCCAUGAUCAGAUACUGUGUUUUCUUCUUCACUAUAUCAAAGUUAGUUGUUUUGAGGCAAAAACAGACCAUCUGAUCCGUGUUCAGUUUAACAGUAGAACAGAAAAACCAAACCUUAAACGUCUUUUUCUGGUGACAGUUUCAAUUUUGUUGAAUCAGUCACUGAAGAAAAAUGUAGUUUCUAUGGAACCAGUAUUUCCCAGUCCUUUCAAAAUGAUGUCCAAAAACAUAAUAUUUUAGAAUAGAAUUUGGUCUGGGUAUUUUCAUGUUGCCAAAAUAAGGGAAAAAAUAUAUUAUUAAGAAAACACUUUAAUAUCCAAAUUGGAGGUUUGGAAAAAUUUGAAUAGUUCAUGUUAGCAUUUUGGAUUGAAUAUUCCAAAUUAAUCCAAUACUACUUGACAAAUAGAUGCUGAGACUUUUAAAAAGAUGACACCCCAUUUUAGAAUAUUUUGAAUGUUCAGAGAUAGGGCUUCCUGAGUCAUUAAUUAUACUUCAUUUUUUAAGAUUUGUGUUAAGUAAAAAAAAUUGAACUGAAUAUUUUGGUCUAACCCAGGAAAAUGUUAUUUUAAGUGGUGAAGACUUGGCUGUCUGUGAAUAACAAGUGAACUGAUAACAUUCACUGUAUAUUGUGAGGGGAAAAAAUCAAAGUUUUUCACAGAGAUAUGAAGAUACUGUUUAGAGAUAUAUGUAUGACAUUUUAAAAACCUAUUUCUCUAUCUUUAAAAUGUUAUUUCUAGGCUAUCUUUUUUGUUGGCGCUUGUGCAAAUGCUUUUGCGGUUUUAAAAAUGAUAAAAGAAUGGAUUGUAAGCAAGGUUUAGUGAGGACUUCCUCCAGAUGUGUAAAAGGUGCUGUGAUCAGAGAAAUGCUUGUCUGACUCAUCCUUGGCUGCCCCUGGCCUCAUACCUUUAUACAAGACUGGCUGUCAGUAUUUAAAAUGAUAUAGAAUUAUUUUUAAAAAGCAAAAUAUGGAGAGAUUUUGAAAAACAAAAAUCAUGCCUUUAUAACUUUAGCAGCCACCAGCUACAUCUUGACAUAUGAUAGGAAAUCAAACAUUUUAAUAAACAGAACCAAUGACUGGGAAGAAAAAAUAAACAAAACCAAUGGUUAGGAAGAAAAAAAAAUAAUGGCUAUGUCCUCUGUCAUCAGUGAAAGUCUGGAUUCGUUAUACUCUGUUUUGUGUUCCAAGGGCGUACUCUGCAAUCAGAUUUCAGUAUAUUGAAAAUAAUUGUUCAUGUUUGCUUAAGUGUCUCCCUUAUUUCCUGUUUUUUCUUUCCUUAGAACAUGUACAGUGUAGCUAUACCUUAAUGAUGUAACUACUGAAAAAAAAUGUGCUUAUCAAAUACCAAGUCUACUUCUGGUUCCAUUUUGGGUUUAAACAUCAGAUUUGAAAAAUUAGAUCUUAAUCGUUUUUUAAUAUUAAAGUCAAAUUUCAAAUCACCCAUUUGGAGAAUUUGCAGAUGGGUGAAAAAAAAUAGUUUUUUUUUCUAAUUCUAUCCUAGAGAAAGAGAUUUUAAUGGUAUUUUAAAGCAAUAUAUUUUUGAUCAGGUAAGAGUCUUAAAUACCUUGUUUUGGGGGAAAUACAAAGGCAGGUAGGAGCCCACUUUCUGUGAUUUCAGCAGGUGACUUAGACCAGAGAGGAUGUGAAGGGGUAGUAAAGCACAGAGAAGGCUCCAGGCUGUCAGUUUACACUUUGACAGUUGACCUGCCUUUGUGGUGGUCUUGAAGGCUUCUGUAUAGAAAUUAACGUGGAUUAGUAUUUAUAAUCUGAGAAAGUCUUGACUAAGAAUCCUUAAGUCCACUGUCCCAUUCCAGCAAAUUCUAUGAGAGUUAUGGUAUCCAAGUUCAGUUCUUUUGUAUGUUUUUUGUCUUCUGUUUUGCAUGAAAACUGUGAACCACAGAGUGUAAGAUUAAUUUUAGCUGAAAUAAGCAGGCGAAGAGAGGCAACAAAGGGCCAGGUAGUUUAUUUGAAUGCCACCCCUGGGUGAUGUUCCGCGGUCUGGGUACUACAGGCCGGGGAAGUCACACCCAGUCAGGGAGGUGAGGGCUUAUAAGGGAUUAGGAGGGGGAGGAGUAGGCAAGCUAUCCUAGGGGGCGUGGAGAGGUAUGAUUGGCUAAAGGUGACAUAAUAGACAACUAGAAACUUUUUUCCUUCCAAGAGGGAGGAGGCUGACAUCCGGAUCUUAGUUGGCACAUCAGAAGGAUGGAGUUCAGGAAGAGCUGUCCCCUUUCCAUAUAUGGCACGGACUUUGGGGUCUGGUCUGUUCUCCCCCUAUGGCAUCUCUCUGUUCUGUUUGCAUGUCCUUGUUUUUUCUUCCUCCAGCCUAACACAGAGAUCUACCACUUAGCCCCUUUGUUGCUAGGAGGAAAAAAACUCCAGCUAUCCUCGUCAAAACAUAUUCAAGUAGCAUUGAGUAUUAAUUAAAAUAUCUAGGAGUAAUUCUAGACUUGAGAUUUCCAUGCUAACUAGACUGUUACAAGCUCAAGCUGACAGUAAUAUUAAAUACUUCAUUUCUUAAGUACUCUGAAGUAUUAGGCUUUCAGUAAAUAUAAAGCUCUGAAAGAGAUUGGACUCAUAUAACAGGGUUGCAUUUCAACAGGUCUUUAACUGAGGCAGUUCAGAAAUUAUACUUAGUUCUCUUAAAUGGUACAUCAUGUGAACAUAAUCAAGUACUGUAGCUGAAAUUGUUAUGCUGCUACUCGGAUGUUGGCAUGGGUACUAUGCAUAAUUUUAAUAGCUGAGAUGUUAAACAUUAAGUCUAAAAUAUAAAGGAUGAAAUAUGCCUAUGUUAACCCUGUUUUGAGACUGCUCUGGAUAUAAAGGCUUUAUUAUUCCCUUAUGUAUGUGACUUUUCAUAAUAAAUACAAAGUGUAUUUUAAAUGGUCAUGUGGGGGUAUCUCUAGUCUACCCCUCCAUGCCACAAGCCGGCAGAAUUUUUAAUUUACAGACAAUGCAGUUCGCAUUCACAAAUGUCUUUGCCCAUCUUAUGUAUAUAACAAAGAAAAUCCUGCUGAUAGUCAUUGAUCAAAUCCCAUGCAGAGGAAGACAUUUAGGAUAUAUUCAAUUUUUCUGGAAAUACAUCUUAAUUUGGGGUAUCACCUUCCUAUUAUGCAUUUAUUUGAUCCUUUGAAAGUUAAUGCUGUUGUGGGUAAUCAUGUAAAUGUCUUUAGAAAAAACUAUUGAAGUGAUUCCAUUAGUAUUCUGUUCUAAUACUUGGAGAAUGACCUUCAUAUUUAUAUAUCUUUGUUUUACUCUACAACUGUAAAUCCAGGAUGUGUUCUUUUCUUUUACAAAAACUAAUUUUUAUUGUAAAGUAUUUGUAAUAAUGUAAAGGUGAAUCUUAUAUACGUUCAAUAAAAAUUGUGUCUUAAAA
Manis pentadactyla (Chinese pangolin) is the source of this 5597-nucleotide messenger RNA. It is a transcript of the gene EEIG2, whose product is annotated as EEIG family member 2. Bases 140 to 1222 code for a protein of 360 amino acids. The transcript has 11 exons. Lineage: Eukaryota; Metazoa; Chordata; Mammalia; Pholidota; Manidae. The record is from RefSeq and is a predicted model, not a curated record.